Molecule: messenger RNA, 892 nt
Organism: Desarmillaria tabescens
Lineage: Eukaryota; Fungi; Basidiomycota; Agaricomycetes; Agaricales; Physalacriaceae
Exons: 3
Coding region: 230-817 (195 amino acids)
Molecular function (GO): protein binding
Source: RefSeq, a predicted model, not a curated record
CGACGGCAAUUCCGGAUACUAAGAAUACCAAGGCGUUCCAAGAAAGCUAAAUAUUGUUCUCAGAGAUGAUUCUGUGGUGAUUCAAGGAUACAGCUGGCUCUCCGUGGGCGGAUCGAUGAAAGAGUUGCGAACACUGAAGAUUUUGCCAACUUGAACGUUUACUCCUUGACUACACUGCAUCCCAUCAUUGGCGAAGAACCUCCAGUAUCCGGAUAUUCCAUAUCUUUCCAUGGCCUCUAACAGCCCUACCGCGACCGACAAAGACGAGCUUCUUCUUUCAUGCCGAUAUGGUGAUAUUGAAGAUGUCCAGCUGUUCGCAGACAAGUACGGCGUCGAAACGCUCUCGGGAAUCAGAGAUGAUAAUGGCAAUACGGUUCUACACAUGAUAUGUGGGAAUGGGCAUGCGGAUCUCCUGGAUUACCUCCUUCCGAUCAUACCUCCGUCGCUGCUCUCCGAAAAAAACGCGGCGCAGUCGACGCCACUACAUUGGGUCGCUCUCAAUUCUCAUCUUGCGUGCGCACAGAAGCUUGUUCAAUUUCCAGGUGGUCCAGGCGUUGAUCUCAUUGACAUAAAAAAUGCGGCUGGACAUUCGCCCUUGGCGGAGGCGGAAUUUGCUGGAUGGGACGAAGGGGCCAAGUGGUUCGUUGAGGUCAUGAAUCUCGAGGCCGAAGACGGUCCAAAUGAUGAAGAGUCUGAUGAAGGAGUGAGGAACGAGGCAGAGCCGGCCCUUGACAAGAUUGAUGUCACUAUUGAAGAUGCUGAUGGACAAUUAGCAACAAUGACUAUUGAUGCAGGGGCUCGAAAUCGUCCAUCAUGAUAUUACUCCUCGUCAUAUCGCAUAGGUGGCGCCUCAUCUUCACUUUUAGCACAAAUAUCUUCUAACAUGCACGCU